Molecule: messenger RNA, 2691 nt
Organism: Miscanthus lutarioriparius
Lineage: Eukaryota; Viridiplantae; Streptophyta; Magnoliopsida; Poales; Poaceae
Source: the annotation of a GenBank genome assembly
AUGGGGGUGGAGCAAGGCUACGACGAUAUGGAGGUGACCAUCAGCGACUCUGAGGCGUUCAAGUAUGUCGGGGAGGUGCUGCAGUCCGUGCGGAUGGAUCCAUUUUUAAUUGACCUAAGGGACAAAGAUCAAUAUGAUAUCCUGCUAGGCCUUGUAGACCCUACCAAGAAAAGGAGUAGUGAUGACGAGGCUAUGUUUGUUACUACUUUGAAGGCACUAUCAGAAGCAGUAUCCAAGAUAGACACCAUGUAUCAUCACGCACUUCUACACAAUGCUGCUGUGGCAGACCAGUACCUCAGAGAAUGUUUGCAGAUGCUUGUGAAUAAUUUCACUCCACCUGGACCACUUAUUCGUUACAUUGAGGAGCCAAGGUGGCUUGCAAAGAAGGAAGAAAUCUACUCUCAGUUGCAAGCGAGUUUGAAAAAGAUUUCUGACACUGUGCCCUUAGCACCAAGGAUGUUAAAGGAUAUAAUAGAUAGGAGUAUGCCAAAGUUGUUUGAUAACAAAGCUAAGAUGGUAUCAUUUGUCGAGUGCAUGUUGGGCCUUGAUGCUGACGUUUGGGACAUCAUUGGACCGUCAUUGUUGGAGAAAGUUGUUUAUCUACUUACGGAAUUGGAUGUUAAUAUAACAUGGGAAGAUAUUCUUCAAGAUGAACACAACAAAGGUAUAUUUGACAUGGAGCUUGAGGAUUUGGAUGAGGAUGAAGAUAACCUUGGUCAAGAAGGAACAAAGGUCCUUUUUGGAGGAAAUGUGUGUGCCGAGAAACUUGAUGGUUUAAUGGUGGUUGUGUGCGAGCACCUCAAGUCACGCGCAGAAGAACCUGAUCGCCUAAUUAAGGAAUUUAACACUUUGAAGGCUAUAUUUAAAUCACAUGUGCUAAGGGUGCACAAAUCCAAAUUUGCACAGUUUAUCAUGUUUUAUGCUUGUUCCCUGUAUCCAGAGAUCUGCGGUGAUGGAAUGUCUGCAGUUUCAUAUGUUGGAAGCUAUCUGUCCCGGGCAAGGUUCAUUUCUGUAAAUACAGUUGUUGCUAUACUCAAAAGGUUAGUGGAGUGGUGUGGGGACUAUUGUGGCUGUCAGCUGGACAAAGGGGUGACAGCCAAUCCUAUAAAACAUCAAUUAUUUUAUGCUAGCUGCCAGGCUGUGAUGUAUGUCCUAUGCUUUCGGUUAAGAUCUAUUAUGGACUACCCAAAUCUUAAACUACAACUUUUUCAAAUGCGAAUCCAGAAUAUCUUGGCCCACCCAUUGGAGCCAUUAAAGGUGUGCUUGCCUUCAAUAGUGAAUGAGUUCUUGAGACAGGCUAGGGCUGCAAGUCUGUUCCAUGCAUCUGUGAAUUCAACACAUGAAGAUGCAGUUGAAUCUGAUCUAUCGAAGGCAUUUGGAGGACUUAAUAGGCUUGACAUGUUCUUCCCAUUUGACCCAUAUCUGCUUAAAGAGUCUGACAGAUAUAUACGCCCAAAUUUUGAGUUCUGGUCCUUCGUCAAGACGACAUACAGUAACAACAACAGUGACGAGGACGACGACGAGCUUGCCGACAUUGACGCACCCGGAAUGAAUGUGGGCAGCUUGGAUGAUCACUUUGAAAUAGAUUUUAACAAUGACGAUGACAUUGAGUAUUCGAUGAAUAAGAUGUCCAUAACACCGCACCGCACUUUCUACCAUCCACUGGCUACAAACAGCGACCAGCCUGUUGAGGCGAGCGACGCGGCGGCCAAGGCGCGUGCGACAGGGCUGGACGAGGCGCCGACGGGCGGGCUCGCCGCGCAGGCGCGUGUGGCCGCGGACGCCGACGCCCAGACGGAGCGCGAGACGGACAAGACCACGCUGCGCCAAGUCCUCGCGGUUCGCCACACGUCCUUCCUCGCAUGUGCUAUGAUAGUCAAAUUAAGCUGGCGACCCAUCGGUUUGUCCCAACAAGGAGGUGGAGCGGGAAGACGCGGAGCGGUAGUGGGCGCGGAGGUUCUUAAACUGGGCAAGAAAAAGAUUAGGCUGCACCUGACUUAUCUUGUGGUAACUAUGGCUCCAAGCCGGCGCAUAUCGGGCUGCACGGCCGUGUGGGGAAUGUUCCAGACUAUGUCCUCAGGGCCAGCCAGCUUCAAGGAUAAAGAAGGAAGCUAUCCGCGGAGAAACCAGGCCAUGCAAAUGGCAUUGCUCAGACUUUGGGGAAGAUUUAGUGCCCAAUCAAAGGUCCGCACGCGCGACUCGUUUCGCUCCCACUGCGAGAAGCGUGCCGAUCGACUCAAUGAGCCAGAUCCGGAGCCAGAGAACCACGAUCCCGAUAAGGCCGCGACCCAGCAGAACUACCCCUUGGUGGAGGAGCUACUCAACUACAAACAGGCACUUUUAGCUGCUAUGGGCGUGCGGGUGCCUCCUGAUAUGUUCCUUAAGGAGAAGGAACGAAUUUCUGACUACUGGCUGAAGUUGUGUCGUUCAGCUGACGGUCGGAAUAAAGAUGAAAGGGUAGUGGCAAAAAUAGUUUGCUCAAGAGCACAGGAAGCUUUGGAUUUGGCUUCCAAGGUCAUGGACAGCAUCGAUGCGGUACGACGCACGUUCGACACUGCUCAUCUCACAUGUGCGAAACAGGGAGCUCGCCAAGCCUCCACCCGCGGUGCUCCCGCGCAAUUUCUAGAUAUAUACUCCGUACACUUCAACUUAAUAUCUCUGAGAAAACCGAUCACUCGAGUUUCUGUUUAG